GGGCUCUGCCGCUGACUGGCUCUCGCUCGUCAGACAAACGAAACGACGACGACGACGGCAGACAUCUUUGUUUCCUGGCGGAGUGAACUAAAUCGCACUUUUACCGGAUUUAACCCGCGGUUCGGGUUCGUGCGCGCGUGGAAAUGCAUUAACGCGGCCGGCUGUCAUCCAGUGGAGUGUACUGUGCGCGUGCCGGAAGUGGCCAAGGGGCGAAAAAGUGGCCCUCGGAUUGCAAGCGGAAAAGUUCCUUCGAUUUCGGGCCCGCUCGCCUUGUGGAAGCUCCGCGGGGGGGUGAGAGGGAGAGCGAGAAGAAGAGGUGUGUAAAGUGCGCGAACGAGAUAAAGGGAGAGCGAGAGAGAAGAGGUGCAUGAGAAGAAGAAGCAGCAGCAGCAGGGCCAAGCAAACAUCAACAAAAGCGCGACUGUCGCGGCCGCUGCCGGUUUGUUGAGGGAGGAAGGGUCGAAGAAGAAGGACGAGGAGGAGGGAAGUGCAGCAGCUGCCGUGUUCGGAAGGAGAUUCGGGCUUGACGCAGAGACAAACUGGAACAGUAGACGGAAGUGAGAGGAGCACACAGCAGGAGGAGCCGGGAUGUCUUCCCACCAGGAUAUCAUGUGCGAGGUGGAGAUCGACUCCAACAUCGUGGAGGUGGUAGACCACGUGGACGGCCACUUUGGCGCCGAGAUGGGCGGUUACGAGCAGUACGAGGUCGGCGUCGACGAUCAGUACGAGGAGGUGACGUGCGAAACGGAAGAUUCCCAGGGACUGAUGAUGCAUCACAUGGACGACGACGAGGAGAUCCUGCACCAGGAGGCGGACAUUCAGGCCCACGAGGAAGUGCUGGACUCGUCGGGCGAUCCGAUGUGCGUGUACGGCGACAUUAAUCUGGAAAACGAGAUCUACAUCGAGUCAACGCCCGGACCGAGUUCACGGAAGCGAAAGUCCGGCAUGAAGCAGCCACGGAUCGUGAACCGAAUCCGGUCCAAUGACGUCCACAAUCUGACCGCGGUCGAAACGCUCGACGUCAAUCACAAGCCCCGGCGGUGGGAGCAGAAGCAAGUACAAAUCAAAACCAUGGAGGGCGAGUUCAGCGUCACGAUGUGGGCCUCCGGCACGGACGACGACGACGGCUCGAACCCGGAACCGGACCCGGACUACACGGAGUACAUGACGGGCAAGAAAAUCACCCAGGAUCAUCACUGCGGCAUGACCGGUAUCGAUCUGUCCGAUCCGAAGCAGCUGGCGGAAUUUGCCCGCCCCGGCCACAAAACGAAACUGGGAAAACUUUCGAGUGGAGGCGGUUCGUCCGGCGGAAUGUCGUCGAAGGCGGGUGGCGGCGGUGGUGGCGGAGCUACCUCCGGGGGUGAAUCGUCCGACCGGAACAUUGCCUGCCCGCACAAGGGUUGCAACAAAAUGUUCCGGGACAACAGCGCGAUGCGAAAGCACCUGCACACGCACGGUCCGCGCGUCCACGUGUGCGCCGAGUGCGGGAAGUCCUUCGUCGAGAGCUCCAAACUGAAACGGCACCAGCUGGUCCACACUGGCGAGAAACCAUUCCAGUGUACGUUCGAGGGCUGCGGCAAGCGGUUCUCGCUGGACUUUAACCUGCGAACGCACGUCCGGAUACACACCGGCGACCGGCCGUACGUGUGUCCGUUCGACGGGUGCAACAAAAAGUUUGCCCAAUCCACCAAUCUCAAGUCCCACAUCCUGACGCACGCCAAGGCCAAACGGAACAACAGUGGCGGCGGAGGAGGAAGCGGAGGUGGUGGAGGUGGCCGCAGCAACAACCUCAUGUCCCAACACGCCAUGAUGCCGUCGCAGUCGUACGUCAAGAUGGAACCGGUCGACGACAACGAUUCCCAGUACAUUGUCUACACGGAUUAGAGCGCGAAAGAGAGGUCGCAGGAGGUCGUCCGGAACAACAUACACAACUCAGGAGCGGAACUGGUUCUGUUUUGCUUCACGGAUCUUUUUUUUUAUUUUUCAAUUCCGCAGCAGGAAUUACGAGCAUCCUUAUUAUUUUUUUUGUAAUUUCAUACCCCCCUUAAAGUGCGUGCGUGUGUACAUAGAAGAAGAAGAAGAAGGAGAGAAAGAGUUCUUGCAAAGUCAGCAAAUCCAUGCAAUUUCCCGCUUUCCCCCCCAGUACAGGAUGUAUUUUGAAUUAUUUCUAGCGGCAGCAGUUUUACUUCUUUUUAAAAAGUUUCAAGCAAUUUGCCCCCUCCCCCCACACAAUUUGAUACACAUAAUGUUAGCGAGCAGAGCAUUAACGUUUAAUCUUUUUAUCAAACUGCAAACUUAUUGAUCCCAAUCGAUACUGAGAUUGGGCCGUUAGCAUCUGCAGCAGCAGGAGAAUAGAUUGAGUGGAGAAAGAAUUGUCCGAUGGAGAGAGCACACAGAGAUAGCGAAGGAGUAUCUGUCUAUUAUAUUUUUACAACACAAUGCAAAACAAAAAAACAAAAAUUCUAGUAGUGUAUAAUAAAUUUUGUGAGAAAUGAAAGUCUGGUGUGCGAGUUUGAGUGUGUGUGAAAGAGAGAAAAAAAAAACAACUCAAAAGCAACUCGUCCCGUUUUUCAAGCCACGAAACCAAAAAAAAACAAGUAAAACGCAAUUCUUUUCGACUGUUGCCAUACCCAGCAUAAACACAACACCCAUAAUCAGAAAAAGAGAGAGAAAAGCAACCACCCAUAAUAUGCGUGUGUGCCGUUCUUUCCUUGCUCUGUUUUUAUCCCUGCGUUCUCAGUCUUUUGUACCUUAUACAACACACUGCUUCUUACUUUACUCCUCGUGUCCCUUCCCCUCCCCUCCCCUGAUGAAUGAAUGGAUUUUUGGGCUGCCCGAACCCCCAAAACGCGCAGCAGAGUGUCGAGCGCGUGAUUGUCUCCUGUGCGUGUGAUUUAUCUGUAACAAUAAUUCUUACUGUAACGUUUAAGGUGAUUUAUUUUUUAAUAAGAAAACAAAAAACAAGCAAACAGAAAAGAUUGAAUGGAAACAAAAUCUACAAAAAGAAAAGAAAAAACAAACAAACAACAGCUGCAACACUGAUUUAUUAUUAGUUGUAAACAAAACAA
Molecule: messenger RNA, 3068 nt
Organism: Culex pipiens pallens (northern house mosquito)
Lineage: Eukaryota; Metazoa; Arthropoda; Insecta; Diptera; Culicidae
Product: transcription factor YY2-like
Exons: 2
Coding region: 589-1884 (431 amino acids)
Biological process (GO): regulation of transcription by RNA polymerase II
Cellular component (GO): transcription regulator complex; PcG protein complex
Molecular function (GO): RNA polymerase II cis-regulatory region sequence-specific DNA binding; DNA-binding transcription factor activity, RNA polymerase II-specific
Source: RefSeq, a predicted model, not a curated record